Messenger RNA from Lindgomyces ingoldianus, 1231 nucleotides. RefSeq lists its product as uncharacterized. The transcript has 3 exons. NCBI's taxonomy places the organism in Eukaryota, Fungi, Ascomycota, Dothideomycetes, Pleosporales, Lindgomycetaceae. Bases 1 to 1209 code for a protein of 402 amino acids. The record is from RefSeq and is a predicted model, not a curated record. Gene Ontology annotation, molecular function: glucan endo-1,3-alpha-glucosidase activity.
AUGAUUGGUGAAAUCAACAAUGAGCACACCCGACAAGAUAUCGUGGAUGCACAGAGCCUUGGGCUUGAUGCUUUUGCCCUAAACUUCAAUCAAUUCGCCACGUGGUCAAAUAACACUGUCGAAUUCCUCUUUAUGAAUGCCGACAAUUUAGGCUUCGGGUUGUUCUUUUCCUUCGACAUGGCGCCGGGAUAUUUCACCGAUCCAUCCCAGUACGCUGGAUUUUUACAACAAUACAUGGCGAGGACAUCAUAUUACAAGUACAACGGCAAGCCGUUAGUAUCGACCUUCGGUAGUGAGGGCGUUAGUAAUGACCAAUGGGCAUCCUUCAAGAGCGCAGUAGGUGACGUUGUUAUCAUUCCUGGCUUCUACCAAGGCAUUUCUAGCGACUCUCUAUUCAGCAAUCGCCCAAUUCUUGACGGGGUCUUCAAUUGGAAUUCCUGGUCAUACCCGGAGGCUGGUAAAACAGCCGUGUCGACGGCAGAUGACCAGGCAUACAUGGCUGCUGCCCGAAGCGCCGGGAAGCUCUUCAUGAUGGGAAUGUCAACGCUCCAAUUCAAACACAUCGACGGCUCACAAAAUUGGUACCGUCGUGGGGAAGAGAAUCUCGAGUACCGAAUCGGGCAAGUGCUAGAGAUGCAACCGGACAUGCUGGAACUACAAACCUGGAAUGACGCUGGUGAGAGCCAUUACAUGGGGAACAUCUGGGACGAGCCGAUGACUGGAUCCCCAAUUCAUACAUACGUCGACGGGUACAGUCAUACCGGAUAUUGGCAGAUCCUCCCCGCAUUCAUUCAGGCGUGGAAGCGCGGGGAUACGACGACGGCGAAUAUUCUACCUACCAAUGGUAGAGCUAUGCAGGGAGCAUUUUGGCACCACACGCUUCUUGUUAACGCCGAUUGUGGUUUAGAUACGAUGGGAAAGCCUCAAGAAAUUGUUAAUGCAGAGGACGCAGUGAGUGGCGUGAUACUCGUCGCUAGGGGUCAGUCAAACUUAGUUGGUGUUGUUAAUGUUGGACAAACGGAACUUGGAAAAUUAAAUUUAGUAGAGGGCUAUAACAAGUUCAAAUUUGGUGGUCUCACAGCUGGGAAGGUAACCGUGGAGGUUUGGGAUGGAAGCACUAUGAUUGGUGGUGGCUAUGCUCCCAUUGAGGUCUCGAGUUCAGGGUCAACUUGCAACUAUAAUUUCCAAGUUGUCGGCUUUCCAAGUUGAAGCGGGCCAGAACAGUCCGAAG